Molecule: messenger RNA, 2074 nt
Organism: Lactuca saligna
Lineage: Eukaryota; Viridiplantae; Streptophyta; Magnoliopsida; Asterales; Asteraceae
Source: the annotation of a GenBank genome assembly
UACAAAGUUCACAUCAUUUGUGGUUUUGUCAAAUAUCAUUUGAAAGAGAAGAAAACAUUUUCGUAUACGUAUGAUUUCGGAAGAUCAGCAAAGAAAAAUCAAGAAACCACCAAACCAAUUAAAGUAAGAAAAAGAUUGUCGUUCCAAUUCCCUUCCAGAUUUUGUUGGGAUCUUUUGUUUUUCUUCCAAAAACCCUUUUCAUAAUCAACGCAUGGCUCCCCAAACAUAAUAAUGCUUCAUGCAAUUAUACAUUGGAAAAACCUGAAAAUCUCAUUUCCAAUCUCCUCGCCAUUCUGUUAAAUUAUAUUCCAAGAGGAUGAAAUUGAACGCGUUUUCUCGGUUUAGAUUUGGAUUGAUUCUUUUAUUAUCUCUUAAUCAUAAUCCACGAACAGCUUCGUCUGCGGAAUCUAAAGAAGCGUAUGUAACUCUUUUAUAUGGAGAUGAAUUCAUGUUAGGAGCACGUGUUCUUGGGAAGUCUAUUCGGGAUACCAGAUCCACCAAAGACAUGGUCGUUUUGGUCUCUGAUGGCGUUUCUGACUACGCCAAGAGUCUUCUCCAGGCAGAUGGUUGGAUUGUGAAUCAAAUAAGUCUACUAGAGAACCCUAAUCAAGUUCGGCCAACAAGGUUUUGGGGUGUAUACACAAAGCUCAAGAUAUUCAACAUGACCAAUUACGACAAAGUCGUGUAUCUUGAUGCUGAUACAAUCGUAGUCAAGAACAUAGAUAUUCUAUUCAAAUGUGGAAAAUUUUGUGCUAACUUAAAACAUUCAGAAAGGCUCAACUCCGGUGUUAUGGUAGUAGAACCAUCUGAAAAACUUUUCAAAGACAUGAUUAGCAAAGUUACCACAUUAUUUUCAUAUACAGGAGGUGAUCAGGGUUUCUUGAAUGCCUAUUAUUCUGGAUUCCCAAGUGCACGUGUUUUUGACCCUACCAUUUCUAGACCAGUUGCGGAAAUGGAAAGACUUUCUACUAUUUACAAUGCAGAUGUUGGACUUUACAUGAUUGCUAACAAGUGGAUGGUAGAUGAGAAAGAAAUUAGUGUUAUACACUAUACACUUGGACCUCUAAAACCAUGGGAUUGGUGGACAUCUUGGCUUUUAAAACCUGUAGAUAUAUGGCAGGAUGUUAGAGAACAUCUAGAAGAAUCUCUUCCAGGAACAGGAGGAGGCAGAAAUCCCCAUGAUGAUCUUUUAGUCAAAUUUCUUUUCUGGUUUCCAGUUUUCAUUUUACUCUUCUGUUACUAUCGAUCUUUUUCUUCUGGGGGUGCGCUUGCUUAUUCUGCAGUAUCUUCAUCUACCAUUAACUCUAAUCAACAGUUCUCUAAUGGUGCACACUCCAUGGUGCCUGGUUUUCUUGGUGGAAUUUCUGUAGUAAUAUGUUUCAUGGUUGCGGUGGUGUCACUUGGAUUUGGUAUUUCGGUUGUGCCUAGGCAAGUGAAGCCAUGGACUGGGUUGCUUUUGAUGUAUGAGUGGAUUUUUACAAUUUUUUUCCUACUUUUUGGAUUUUAUUUGCACAUAAUUUACAAAUGGGGAAAGAUGGUGGCAAAUCAAACAGGAAACCCACGUCCAGGAGCUUCAGAUUAUGAUUCUGAAAAAGGUCAUCAGAGGGUAUCUUGUGAUGUUGCACCAUGGUACUAUGGGUCAGUGAUGGCGUUUUUGGCUGUUGCUGCCCCUUUAGCACCUGGUCUUUUUGGGAUUACGGCUUUAUUUUUGAGGUUCAGUUUGAUGGGUGUUGGAGGUUUAAUUUUUGCAUGUUUCAUGACGUAUGCCUCGGAACAUUUAGCAAUCAAGUCAUUCAUGCGAGGCCUUGAAGAUAGAGAUGGAUCAAGGGCAAGGAACAUAUGUUAUUUAUGCUGCUAAUUAAUUAGAUUUUUCAUAAACAAAAAUGUAAUUUGUUUAUUUGUAGGUUUUCAUAACGACAAUGUGUUUCGAUUGAUGUUUAACUUUUGAUUGUCGAACAAAUAUGAGUUUAAAGUUGACAAGAGCUAUUUUAGCUAUAAUGUAGAAUUGGUUGUACAUGAAGCUCCAUCAUAUUCAUGUAUCUCAUUUGUUGGAAAAAGUCGGACACGAACAUGG